GAAGUAACUGAUAAAGUUAUUGUCGUCUGACAAGAGUCAGGUCACGAGUCCAAGACGUUGAAAUAGUGCUUGCAAAAAUGGAAAGUGAAGUUGCGUUCAGUAGAUUUUUGUGAUCCGACACUUUCCGUACUCCGUACAUAACGGGAGUUAUAGCACACCCAAUUACUUUUUUUUAGUAUAAAUAUAUACUUCUGCUCUAUACUUUCAGACAUCAGAUGCUUUAGGGACCCUGCUUUUUUGUUCCCCCUCAAUUUAUUUUUUCUAAUUUUAGCUCCAAACACAAAAUACACAGCUAGCUAAAUUUAUACUGCAAAAUUUCAACAAAAAUAAUUUCAUUUGACAUUUUUUUUCCCUUCAGAAUCAUUGCUAUUCCAGGAUGGUAAAAAGGGCAAUGCAACUAUGGUUACAUGCAAUAAUUACUUUGCUAAUUGUUUUAAUUAGUGAAGGUCAUCCAGUUGAUAUUACUUAUCUAGAGAGUGCAGUAGCUAAAGGAGCUGUAUGUUUGGAUGGGAGUCCGCCAGCAUACCAUUUUGAUAAAGGAUUUGGAGCAGGUGUUAACAAUUGGUUCAUCCAACUUGAGGGAGGAGCAUGGUGCAACAACGCCACAACUUGCCUUGCUCGUACAAAAACACGAUUGGGAUCAUCAAAACUGAUGGUAAAGACAGUGUCCUUCUCGGGGAUUUUGAGCAACAAGGCGAAGUUUAAUCCAGACUUUUACAACUGGAACAGAAUUAGAAUUAGAUAUUGCGAUGGAUCAUCCUUUACUGGUGACGUUGAAGCAGUCGAUCCAAAAACCAAAGUAUUCUACAGAGGAGCCAGGAUUUUUUCAGCUGUUAUGGAGGAUUUCUUGGCUAAAGGAAUGAAGAAUGCUCAGAAUGCUAUUCUUGGGGGAUGUUCAGCUGGUAGUUUGGCUGCGAUUCUACAUUGUGAUAGAUUUAAAGGUCUACUUCCACCUGGUGCUAAAGUCAAAUGUCUCUCAGAUGCUGGUUUCUUUAUCAAUACGCAGACUAUUGCCGGUACCUCUCAUAUUGAACAGUUCUACAAUGAAGUUGCUAAUACACAUGGUUCCACGAAGAAUUUGCCUCAAUCGUGUACCUCAAGACUGAAACCGGGAUUGUGCUUUUUCCCACAAAACGUUGCGCAACAAAUCCAGACACCACUUUUCCUAGUAAAUGCAGCCUAUGAUUCCUGGCAGAUAAAGAACAUUUUAGCUCCCGGUGUUGCUGAUCCUCAUGGAACUUGGCGCAACUGCAAGCUUGACAUACUGAAAUGCUCGUCUUCUCAGCUCCAAACCAUGCAAGCCUUUAGGUCAGAGUUCUUGAAAGCGUUGAAUUCACUCGGCCCUUCCUCGACAAGAGGGUAUUACAUCAAUUCCUGUUAUGCACACUGUCAAACUGGAACACAAGAGACAUGGAUGAGGGACGACUCGCCAGUAUUAUCUGGCACGACAAUUGCCAAAGCAGUUGGAGAUUGGUAUUACGACAGAAAACGGUUCCAAGAGAUUGAUUGUCCUUACCCCUGUAACAAAACCUGCAAGAACCGGAAUUUUGAAUCGGAUGCUAGCAAGGACGAUACCGAAGACUAAUAGAAAUUUUUUCUCUUAGAUUGUUAUACAUAGUUUACAAAAUUUUCCACAAGGGAGAAAGAGAAAAUAUGGAAUUAAAGGUGUGCAUCGAUUAUAUUGCAAUAAGGGAAAGCCAACAAUGCACAAAAUUGUGUUUUGGUUUCCUAGUAGAAACUGUUUUGUAUCAUUUUGUUUGAGGUUAAUAUUAUGUAUCUUGUUAUAAUGUAAAAGUCAAUAAUUAUAGUGCUAUAUUGACAUCCUUUACAACUCAGAAAGUUGACAAAGGGUAUCAUGGUUCAACUUAACUAAACAUUCUUGGUGCA
Messenger RNA from Capsicum annuum, 1887 nucleotides. Its product is annotated as pectin acetylesterase 8. The transcript is spliced from 13 exons. Gene Ontology annotation, cellular component: plant-type cell wall. Gene Ontology annotation, biological process: cell wall organization. Lineage: Eukaryota; Viridiplantae; Streptophyta; Magnoliopsida; Solanales; Solanaceae. Bases 377 to 1585 code for a protein of 402 amino acids. Gene Ontology annotation, molecular function: pectin acetylesterase activity. The record is from RefSeq and is a predicted model, not a curated record.